AGCUUCCCACCUCCGCGAAACAUCAUCAUGAAGGUCUCUACGCUUCUCGGUCUAUUGCCCACUGCGGCUCUCGCACACGACCUUCUAAGUGUGGCAUUCUUUGCGAAAGAGAAGACCCAACUGCUGGAGUUCGUCUCAGACAACAACCAUAUUGACUAUGGCUGCCGUCCUGUGGUCGUUCCCACCAAGGGUGAGCACAAGCUUCACGCUAUGCUCACUGAGGAGGAGCUUUACCACUACAGGAGGAGCCUUGACGCUGAUAUCAUCCGUGUUGAGGCGCUCGACCACCUGAACAAACGUCAGAUUGCGACAGCGCCCAUUGGAAAAGGCGACCGCUUCAAGGGUGGCAAGGUCGCUCCUCGUGGUCUGGGUAGUCAAAAGCCGGAUGUAUAUGGCUCAUACCAGAGUGCUGGUAUCUUGAAUGCCGACGAAGUCUACACAGCUCUGAAGGGCUUGGAGAAAGAGUACGGCCUGGAAUUGUUUAGGGCUCCUUACACGACUUUCGAAGGGAACACAGUCUGGGGCGGCGUAGCCAACAAGGCUGAGAAGAUCAAGAAGGACAAGCAGCACAUCUACUUCACCUCCGGUAUCCACGCCCGCGAGCGUGGUGGGCCAGACAACCUGAUCUACUUCAUCUCCGAUCUGCUAUACGCCAAUAAGCACCGUAAAGGCCUGACCUACGGCAACAAGACCUACACCAACUCCGAUGUGAAGAAGGCCCUUGGCGCUGGAAUUGUCUUUAUCCCCAUGACUAACCCCGACGGCGUUCGUCAUGACCAGGCCAACAGUAACCUCUGGCGCAAGAACCGCAACCCUGCUUCAGCGAUCGCCGGAAACAACGCCAGCGUGGGCGUAGAUCUCAACAGGAACUUCGACUUCUUGUGGAACUUUACCAAACACUUUGAUCCCUCGACUUCUCCUGCAUCCACCAACCCCGCCUCCCAGGCUUUCUACGGUACUGGGCCUUUCUCAGAGCCGGAGACCCGCAACAUGAAGUGGGUAUAUGAUAUAUUUCCCAAGAUCCGCUGGUUCAUCGAUGUGCAUUCUGCAGCAGGCACACUUUUGUACUCCUGGGGUGACGACAUCAACCAGUCCAACGAUCCUAAGCAGAGUCAGUUUAACCCUGCUUACGACGGCGUGCGCGGUAUUGUGAACGACACUCUGUACGGUGAGUUCAUCGAAGAGGAGGACUGGUACAAUAUUGAAAUGCAGGCAAACAAGACUACUGCUGCCAUGGAAGCUGUUGGGGGCCGCUCAUAUGUACCUCAGCAGGCUGUUGGUCUUUACCCCACGAGUGGUGCAUCUGAUGACUGGGCGUCUAGCCGCUGGUAUGGAAACAAGAAGCUGAACAAGGUCCAUGGGUACACUUUGGAGUUCGGAUACCCUACAAACUUUUACCCGACCGCGGAAGAGUAUAUCCAGAACAUCAUCGACACCAACGCGGGAUUUUUGGAGUUCAUUCUCACCGCCGACGAGAUUGGUUUGAAGUGAACAGCGAAAUGCAAAAAAAGAGUGACGAUGUGAUGAGACACGAGGCGAUGAAGCUGUAGAAGUAAUUGUAGAUGUCAAACUACUACUCAAAAAGCAAAUGGGCAUCUCCAAACUCCUAGGCAACUCCAAGCUGGAC
Messenger RNA from Didymella exigua CBS 183.55, 1627 nucleotides. RefSeq names its product Zn-dependent exopeptidase. Lineage: Eukaryota; Fungi; Ascomycota; Dothideomycetes; Pleosporales; Didymellaceae. The transcript has 2 exons. The record is from RefSeq and is a predicted model, not a curated record. Gene Ontology annotation, biological process: proteolysis. Gene Ontology annotation, molecular function: metallocarboxypeptidase activity; zinc ion binding. The coding region runs from base 28 to 1491 and encodes 487 amino acids.